Messenger RNA from Naumovozyma dairenensis CBS 421, 570 nucleotides. It is a transcript of the gene FCF1, whose product is annotated as rRNA-processing protein FCF1. Gene Ontology annotation, cellular component: small-subunit processome; nucleolus. NCBI's taxonomy places the organism in Eukaryota, Fungi, Ascomycota, Saccharomycetes, Saccharomycetales, Saccharomycetaceae. The coding region runs from base 1 to 570 and encodes 189 amino acids. The record is from RefSeq and is a predicted model, not a curated record. The transcript has a single exon.
AUGGGUAAAGCAAAAAAGACUAGAAAGUUCGCACUUACGAAACGUACAUUAAAUGCUAAAAAGGAUCAAAGGCUGAAGGCAAACCAGGAUAAAAUAAGGGAGAAAGAAGACCCUGAAUUGACUAGAAACAUACCGCAAGUCUCCAGUGCUCUUUUCUUUCAAUAUAAUGAAGCCAUUAAACCUCCAUAUCAAGUUUUGAUCGAUACAAAUUUUAUAAACUUCUCCAUACAGAAAAAGAUAGAUUUAGUGAGAGGUAUGAUGGAUUGUUUAUUAGCAAAGUGCAAUCCUUUGAUUACCGAUUGCGUCAUGGCAGAAUUGGAAAAACUAGGUCCAAAAUAUCGUAUAGCGUUAAAAUUAGCUCGUGAUCCAAGAAUUAAACGUCUCAGCUGUUCCCAUAAAGGUACAUAUGCAGAUGACUGUAUUGUCAAUAGAGUCCUGCAACAUAAAUGUUAUAUCGUUGCCACUAAUGAUGCUGGUUUAAAACAACGUGUGAGAAAGAUCCCUGGUAUCCCAUUAAUGAGUGUUGGUGGUCAUAGCUAUGUCAUCGAAAAAUUACCGGAUGUCUUCUGA